AUAAAUCUUGGUACUUGGUUCAAAAAUGUUACUUUUUCUUAACCAUUUUAUGCUGGGGUUUUUUUCACUUUUGCUUUGCAGUUCAUUGUCCUAGAUUACUAUUUGAUUUGUUGGUGAAUUCAGUCAACCAAGCCUGAAAUGUGAACUGAGUGGGUUCCUGAUAAGGAUCUGUCUUUUUCUCCCCCUUUACCUUUCUUUUUUUUUUUUCUUCAAAAAGAAUUGCCUUUUCUUGCUCUGCCAGUUAAAUGAGGGCUUGACAUUGCCAGCUACUUCAUCACUGCACAACUGAAAGGUUGACAUCCAUACGGACUGAGUUAGCAAAGUGGGACUCUACAUCUCUGAAGAAGAUCAACCAUGGCAGGUGACAACAUCUCAGCAGAAAACUGUACCCUUAUGUUCAACAUCACAACUAUACCCUGGGGGGGUAUUCCUCCAUGUGACUAUGAGGAAGUGAAGGUUGCAAACACAGGGAUUCUGGUCACUCUGUACAGCUUGGUGUUUGUUCUGGGUCUCCUUGGUAAUGGCCUUGUGGUUUGUGUCCUGGUGAAGCACUGGAAGCAGAGCAACCUGACCGACAUAUGUCUCUUCAACCUGGCUGUGUCCGACCUCGUCUUCGUGAUCACGCUGCCUUUUUACUCACACUUCUUAGUGAAAGGCUACUGGACCUUUGGAAACUUUAUGUGCCAUGUCCUGUCAGGCUUACACCGUACAGGCUUCUUCAGCAGCAUCUUCUUCAUGGUUAUCAUGACGCUCGACCGCUACAUCGUUAUCGUGCACGGUCACAAAGUGGCACAAUACCGUACAAUGAGGCUAACCAUCGCUCUGACCAUAAUAACCUGGAUUUUGAGCCUGUGUGUUUCUCUGCCGUCUUUCAUCUUAGCAGAGUCCGAAGACGAAUGUCUGUUCCUCCCCGAAAAUGAGCAUUGGCAUCAUUAUGACCUAUUUGCGACAAACGUACUAGGUCUCAUUCUUCCCUUGUUGGUGAUGGUAGUUUCCUACUCGAGGAUCAUUCCCGUACUGGUGAAGAUGAAGACUGCAAAGAGGCAUCGCAUCGUAAAACUGAUCCUCUCUAUAGUGGCAGUCUUCUUCUUGUUCUGGGCUCCAUACAACAUUUCCUUUUUCUUGAAUUAUUUGCAUUUACAAAAUAUAAUUAUUUUAACAUGCAAUGGAGACAGAAAUCUGAGACUGGCAGUGUCGGUGACAGAAGCUUUUGCUUACACUCACUGCUGCCUGAACCCCAUUAUAUACGCCUUCGUGGGACAGAAAUUUAUGAGACGAACCCUCCAAAUGUUAAAGAAGUGGCUGCCGAUUUCAGUCGGAGAUCUGUCAGAUAGUUCAUCCAGGAGGAGCUCAGUUGUGUCCAGGUCCUCUGGAUUUAUGGUCACCACCAUGUGAAAAAUUGAACUGAAAUAAUUAAAUAUCCCUUAUUUUGAUCUACACUAUAUUACCAAAAGUAUUUUCUCACCUGCCUUGACCCACAUGUGAACUGAAGUGCCAUCCCAUUCCGAUCACAUAAAGUUCAUUAUGAUGUGGUUCCACCUUUUGCAGCUAUGACAGCUUCAACUCUUCUGGGAAGGCUGUCCACAAGGUUGAGGAGCGUGUUUAUAGGAAUUUUCAACUUUUUUUUUUUUCCAAAAGCGCUUUGCUGAGGUCAUGACCUGAUGUUGGUGGAGAAGGCCUGGCUUUCAGUCUCCACUCUAAAUCAUCCUGUUCAGGUUGGGCCAGUCCAGUUCAUCUACACCAGACUCUGUCAUCCAUGUCUCUAUGGACCUUGCUUUAUGCACUGGUGCACAGUCAUGUUGGAAGAAGAAGAGGAGCCGCUCCAAACUGUUCCCACAAGGUUUGGGAUCAUGGAAUUGUCCAAAAUGUUUUGGUAUCCUGAAGCAUUAGAAGUUACUUUCACUGGAACUAAAGGGCCAAACCCAACUCCUAAAAACAAGCUCACACCAUCAUUCCUCCUCCAACAAAUUUCAAUCGGCACAAUGCAGUCUGAAAUGUACCGUUCUUCUGGUAACCUCCAAACCCAGACUCGCCCAUCAGAUUGCCAGAUGGAAAAGUGUGAUUCAUCAGUCUCGAGAAGGCAUCUCCACUGCUCCAGUGGCAGUGUGCUUUACAUCACCGCACCAACGCUUUGCAUUGCACUAUGUGAUGUGUUGCAUGGAUGUAGCUCCUGGACCAUGGAAACUCAAUCUAUGAAGCUCUCUCUGAACUGUACUUGGGAUAAUCUAAAAGUCACAUGAAGUUUGGAGCUCUGUAGCAACUGACGGAGCAGAAAGAAAACUAUGCACUUCAGCAUCUGGUGACACCACUCCAUCAGUUUACAUGCUCGGUUACUUGGUGGCUGAGUUGCUGUUGACUGUGGAAUAUUAGGAGUGAGGACAUUUCCAUGGCAGGAUUUAUUGCUGAGGUGGUAUCCAAUGACAAUUCCAUGCUGGACUUCCCUGAAAGUGCCCAAUUCUUUCACAAAUGUUUGCAGAAACAGUCUGCAAGCCUGGGUAUUUGAUUUGAUGCACCUGCGGCGAGACCAAGUGAUUAAGAAACCUGAUUCUGAUCAUUUGGAUGGGUGAGCCAAUACUUUUGGUAAUAUCGUGUAUAUUUUGUUCGAUCAUUUGUGUAUAUUUGAUGAAAGCUUAACAGCAGAUGAAAUUUGAAACAAGGACAAGAAAUUCAAACGAAAAAACAAACUACUGUCAGAGAGUUUCAGCUUUACGGCAAAUGUUAGGAGAAGUUAUAUGUAAGUAAGAUGGUAUCAAUUUUCAGCCAUUUCUUCACUCAUUUCUGGAUUAGUCACUAUUUUUUUUAUUUUUUUUUUAUAAAUACAAUUUAGCAAUUGCACAAAAUGUAAACUGAUAUCUUGCCACCACAAUGACACAUACUUACAGCAUCAUAUAAGACAAGUAAGUCAUUCUUGUUUAUCAUAUUUUAUU
Oryzias melastigma (Indian medaka) is the source of this 2927-nucleotide messenger RNA. Its product is annotated as probable C-C chemokine receptor type 3. Gene Ontology annotation, molecular function: chemokine receptor activity. The coding region runs from base 355 to 1395 and encodes 346 amino acids. Gene Ontology annotation, cellular component: membrane. Gene Ontology annotation, biological process: immune response; chemotaxis; G protein-coupled receptor signaling pathway. NCBI's taxonomy places the organism in Eukaryota, Metazoa, Chordata, Actinopteri, Beloniformes, Adrianichthyidae. The record is from RefSeq and is a predicted model, not a curated record. The transcript has 3 exons.